GUGCGUCGCGCUUUGCCGUCCGGCUGGAAACGUACCUUCUGUCCUUCCGCCUGUGGCGAUGAAGGAUCCCUCGAUCACGGGGCCGGCGGGCGAGAAGCGGCCCUUAGGACAGCGGCUGCGGAACGGCCGCGUAGCUUUGUGGUUCAAGAGCCUCCUUCAUGACUACACUGAGGCCUGCAGAGAGGUGGUCCAAGGCAUCCGGAACCGUCCAGUGCGCGCUGGGCUCUACGCCUCGCUUCUGGCCGGAGCUGUAAGCUGCAGCCUCCGUAGCCCCUGCGACAGCUCCUUUGAGUCCAGCCUGCUGGAGGCCUCAGGCGUCCUUCUGCUCCUCUCGCCCUGGACCCGCAGCACCACCUCAGAAAGCCAUGUCCAGCGGCUGCUGAAGCUGAGGAACCAGGGCCAGCUACGCUAUCAGAACCUGCUCUUUUUCUCCCUCAUGUACGAGGUCCCUUUUGACGAAGGCGCAGACCUCUACCAGGUGCAUUGCAAGUAUCUGGAGCCCCGCUGGGUUGAGUUUCCGAGCCACAUCCUUGAUGUGGGCUUCUGGGGGCGCUGGUGGGUUUUGCAUUCCAAAAUGCAGGAUUCGGACAUCAAUGAGGGGGAAUUUCAGCAUCUGCCAGAGCAUCUCCGGACAAUUUCUUUCCAUAACUUACACUCAGAAGCCAAUGAGAAACUUUUUGAUGAGAAGUACAAGCCUGUUGUUCUGACAGAGGAGCAAACUCAAUAAUCUGAAAGAAAGAAUUGGGAACAGCUGCCUUAUUAGUGUUGUCUGUGGAUAUAGUUUUACUAUCUCCAUAAAGGGCUGCUAUGAAUUGCCAGUUUUCUUCUAGAAACCUGAUGCUCAUUCUGCUGUUCUUAUAGACAUACUUAGAUGUGGGCAAAUAAAUACUAUCUUAAAAAUUGA
Anolis carolinensis (green anole) is the source of this 904-nucleotide messenger RNA. It is a transcript of the gene timm29, whose product is annotated as translocase of inner mitochondrial membrane 29. Gene Ontology annotation, biological process: protein insertion into mitochondrial inner membrane. NCBI's taxonomy places the organism in Eukaryota, Metazoa, Chordata, Lepidosauria, Squamata, Anolidae. The transcript has 2 exons. Gene Ontology annotation, cellular component: TIM22 mitochondrial import inner membrane insertion complex. Bases 59 to 727 code for a protein of 222 amino acids. The record is from RefSeq and is a predicted model, not a curated record.